Messenger RNA from Mus pahari (shrew mouse), 4601 nucleotides. RefSeq names its product transmembrane protein 87B (gene Tmem87b). Bases 33 to 1700 code for a protein of 555 amino acids. Gene Ontology annotation, cellular component: Golgi apparatus; membrane. The transcript is spliced from 19 exons. Lineage: Eukaryota; Metazoa; Chordata; Mammalia; Rodentia; Muridae. The record is from RefSeq and is a predicted model, not a curated record. Gene Ontology annotation, biological process: retrograde transport, endosome to Golgi.
UCCGGGAGCGCAGGUGCGGCUUCCGUGUCAAGAUGGCUGCCGCCUGUCGGUCCGCGGCUGGCCUCCUUCCCGGCCUCCUCUGCCGCCGGCCCGCCGGGGCCCCGCUGCUGCGCGUUGCCCUGUGUCUCCUGUGCUGGGUCCCGGCGGCUGUGGACGCCGUCCCCGAGCUCGGGCUUUGGACGAGGACGGUCAAUGACAAAUCGGGACCUUUGGUAUUCAGGAAAACUAUGUUUAACUCUACUGAGAUCAAGUUUUCUGUGAAGUCGUUCAGUUGUUCUGGACCUGUGAAGUUUACCAUAGAGUGGCAUUUGAAGUAUCAUACCUGUCACAAUGAUUACCCUGAGCUGGAGGAGGAGCUGUCCCAAAGACAUGAACUUCAUGCUGAUCCAGAUGUCUGUGCUUACUUCAAAAACAUUGACUGUUGGACAACAAAAAGUGAAAACUUAGAUUGCAGCAGUGACUCACAGGCAUUUCCCUCAUUAAAUAAUAAAGAACUAACAGGUAUCAGAAACAUUUCAAGCCAGGAAGGAUCAACGGAUGUUGUAGCCAGGACCCAGAAAGAUGGCUUCCAUAUCUUCAUUGUUUCUAUUAAAACGGAGAAAACAGAUGCAGUCUGGGAUUUAAAUGUUUCUCUUUCUAUGGUGGGUCCUCAUGGGUACAUCUCUGCAUCAGACUGGCCUCUCAUGAUUUUUUACAUGGUGAUGUGUAUUGUUUACAUAUUAUAUGGUGUCCUCUGGCUGCUGUGGUCUGCCUGUUACUGGAAAGAUAUAUUAAGAAUCCAGUUCUGGAUUGCAGCUGUUAUUUUUCUAGGAAUGCUUGAAAAGGCAGUUUUUUAUAGCGAAUACCAAAACAUCAACAGCACUGGACUGUCAACUCAAGGUUUACUGAUAUUUGCAGAGUUGAUAUCUGCAGUUAAGAGGACAUUGGCUCGCCUGCUUGUGAUCAUUGUGAGCUUGGGCUAUGGCAUUGUGAAGCCUCGGUUAGGAACAGUGAUGCACCGGGUGAUUGGACUGGGACUGCUUUACUUGAUCUUUGCAGCCAUUGAAGGCGUCAUGAGAGUCGUCGGGGGUUCUAAACAUUUAGCUGUUGUUUUGACUGACAUUGUUUUAGCAGUUAUUGACUCCAUUUUUGUGUGGUUCAUUUUUAUAAGUUUGGCACAGACUAUGAAGACUCUAAGGCUAAGAAAGAACACAGUGAAAUUUUCAUUGUAUAGGCAUUUUACAAAUACACUCAUCUUUGCAGUGCUGGCUUCUAUAGUGUUUAUGAUAUGGACAACAAAGACCUUCAGGAUCGCAAAAUGCCAAUCAGACUGGAUGGAGCUGUGGGUUGACGAUGCAUUUUGGAGCUUCCUCUUUUCACUCAUCCUUAUUGUGAUAAUGUUCUUAUGGAGACCAUCAGCAAAUAAUCAGAGGUAUGCCUUCAUGCCCUUGAUAGAUGACUCUGAUGAUGAAGUCGAGGAAUUCAUGGUAACAUCUGAAAAUUUAACUGAGGGAAUAAAACUAAGAGCCUCAAAAACGGUUUCAAACGGAACAGCUAAACCUACUUCUGAUAAUUUCGAUGAAGAUUUGAAGUGGGUAGAAGAAAAUAUUCCCUCUUCGUUCACAGAUGUAGCUCUCCCAGUGUUAGUGGACUCAGAUGAGGAAAUUAUGACUAGAUCUGAAAUAGCUGAAAAAAUGUUCUCUUCAGAAAAGAUAAUGUGAUCAGGGCCCCAGUGGGUCCAGUGUGUGCAGGAGCAUGGUCAGGUGAUGGGAAAAGCCUGGCUCUCAUUAAAACUGACAGCUUCACUAUGAUACGAGUUUCCCAUUGUUGUCUUGGAGAUCUGUGUAUGCAGAUGAAGAAUUCAGGAGUGGGAGGGUCUGCUGCCCUCAGAAAGCCAUCUUUAAAAUUAACUUAUACAGUCAGUUUCUUUGCCAUUAAGUUGCCUGAUUUGGAAACAAUUUAAGAAGUUAACAACAUGUGUUCAGAUGCCUCUUAGGCAGCAGCCACAGGCAUGCCAGGUUGUGUCUCAGUUUUCUCUGGACAAACAAAUCUGUAGCUGGGCUGGCAGCACACCACUGGCAGUCAGAUCUCUGUAAAUUCAAAGCCACGCCUGGUCUACAUAGUUCUGGGACAAUGAGAGAGCUACAUAGUGAGACCCUGCCUCAAAAAACAAACACCAAAAAGACAAAGAAAAGAGAAGACUCUCUGUGGACUCCUUCCCUCGCCCACCUUCAAGAUGACAUGAUUCUCCUGAAUGCUAACACAGUGGUGUUCAUCUUCUGUAGUGAUAACUUUAUUGGGUUUUUUUAUACUGAAGUGACAAUAUUGGAACUCGAGCAUGUUCAUAUAUUUAAUCUUGUCCCUUUCAUUGGUGUACACAAAGCUCUUGUUUGUAAAUACCACCAUGCACUGCACAUCACGGAGUCUGAGCUUGGGAACACGUGUGGGCAAAGAGAGAUGUCUUGAGGGUAUGUCCAAAGACUUGCAGGCCACAGGUACACGUGCUGCUGCUACUUCUGCUGUGAACCUGGCCAUGUGACUCCCCUACAGCACUUUAUCUCAGCCCGGGUGCACUGUUUCUUGUGAGCCUUGUGGAGACUUGUGAAAUAUACAAACAUCUAACCAUACCAUGCAUCAACAUGUAAUUAACCAGCUCUCAACCAUAUUUUACACCUUGUUGUUAAAUUAUGUUUAUAAUGUAUGAUUGAAAGUUUCUAUUCUAAUAUUUUUUGAAUAUAGAAUGUUCUAGACUUGAAAGGCACUUGAAUGUAGAGUGAUGAAAAUGUGAACAUUUUGCCACGUUCGUGACCAAAGAUACCAGGCUGUUGGACAUGUAAUGUGGUAAUGACAGGCAGGGUCUUGUAUGCCUUCUCUCUGGAGGACUUGUGCCCUGUGAGUUAGAAUAACUUGGGAUAAUUGAGAAAACAUGAAAAUGACAAGGAGGAGCACUAUCCAUAGCCUAUGAUGAUUUUCACUGUGGCACCACAAAACAAGCAGUUUUCUUUCAAAUGCCUACUUUCUGAGUUUAUUUCCUACAUACUCGUUUCAAAAGGGUUGGUAGAAACAUAUUUCUAUGGUUGCGUGUCCGUUUUAGGUUUGUCAUAGUCCACCUUCUAAUCCAGUUCUGUGAAAACGGGAUGUCUUGCAGGGGGAGGAGCAUUGCAGGGUGUCACCGUGUAACUCAGGCUGAAGUUGGACUUGUGAACCUCUUGCUAAGACUAUAGGCAUGUGCCACUAUGGCCUACUUCACGUUUUUAAUACCCUGUCCUCACAGCAUGAAGCAGCUGACCCUCAACCACAUGCCUGCACUUGAGUACUCCUGCUUAUAGCCAGCAGGAGCUACACUGAGCAGGGUGAGUCUGCAGUUGAUGGCUGGGGAAAUGUUUCUGACACCACUUCAGUGGUAUUUCUAAAAAACAGGGAAGACAAAUAAUGCUGCCUCUGGUAUAGCUCCUGACUGAAAUGACUUUCCAUCCAGAGAAAGUGGUCUUCCAUCUUAACCUCCUUAGAAGUGUUUUUGCAAGCAUGUGUGUGGUGUCGGUUGCAUUUAUCGAUAACUGCCAGAUGCUAAUGUUCAGUGCCCUAAGGUGAGUGUUUCUAGGGGCCCUUCUUAGCCUCAGCAUGUGUCCCUAUGCUGCCACUGUAGAUGACAAGGACGGGAGGUGUGCCCAGGACCGCCAUGCAGCUCCUCAGCCUCCUUCCCCGUCUGCCUCAAGUCUGCAGACCACGUUGGGACCUCACGGGUGCUCAGCUCAGCCUCUGUUCAGGAUGCUGUAGGAUGGGUCUUUUAAUUGAGAGCUAAGGAUCAGGCUCCAGUUGUGUUCAAGACUUCUUGUUAUACGGUUCAUGUUAGAUUUGGAGGCAUAUGAAGUUUGCUUGAGACAUUUUUUCUGUGCUUUGAAUUAGGUUCAUAUUUAAAAAUCUGCCUUCAGGGGUAUUUAUUACAUUUCAGAAAGAAACAGGAGGUGGAAAUUGUAAGCUUGGGAGUGGGUAGGAUACUCCCAUGCAUUUCCUGUUUGUUUGUUUGUUUGUUUGUUGGGUUUUGUUUUUACCUGUCCUGUGGAGCGUACCACCUGUAUCACAGUAUAUCAUGUUUCUACUACUACUUCAAGAUUAAGCGUAAAGUAUACAUACAGAGUUGAUUUUUAUACCCUCUUGAAGGUUUGGAGCCAUUGCCCUGGCUGUAUAUGACUGAAGCUGAGAGAGAUCAUGCUAUGUUUUGUCUCUCGUUCUGAUAUUUGUGUCUUUGUAUGAUUGACAGCAUGCGGUAAGCAAUAUAAAACACCAAGCCUUACGUCUAUCAGAAAGAAGUUUAAUAUAUAAAAUUCUGAACAUAUAAAUGUAUUUAAGUGACAAAACCAGAUUUUUAAGGAAGUGUAUACUAUAGGACAGGAACUCAAUACUGUAUUCAGAAGCUUCUUUGGAAUUAGGAAAACAUUCAUUUCUUUGGGGAAAAAGUUUAGAGGUUAAAAAUAGAUUCUCUAUUUUAAAAAGUUAAAUUAUAAUUUGGAAGAAAUUUCUUUGACUAUAGAACACAGCAAUUUAAAGAAAUUUUGUUUGAAAUUUUGUAUUUUUGUGCCUUAAUAUUUGCUUUUUUAAUAAAUUGCUUUCUGACAUUUGGA